UAUAGAGAGUGAAUAAUGCAUCAGAUGCAAACCAAGGUGAUAAUUUUGUGUAGAUCGUCACAUCUUCUCUUUAAGACAAAUACUUUUGGUAGAUUCUUCAGUCAAACAGCCAGCAUGUCUUCACUUGUAAAGGACAAAGCUUAUGUGGAUGGUCAGUGGAUAUCUGCCAAAAAUGGUGCUACUUACGAAGUGACUAAUCCUGCCAGUGGAGAAGUUGUUGGCAAAGUUCCAGAUAUGAAUGCCUCUGAUGCAGAGGCAGCAGUACAAGUUGCAUACAAAGCUUUUCAGAGCUGGAAGAAAACUACAGCAAAGGCUCGAGGUGAAGCUCUGAAGAAAGCAUAUAGAAUGAUGCUUGAUAAUAAAGAUGAGCUAGCAAAAUUAAUCACAUUGGAAAAUGGUAAACCUCUAUCAGAUGCUGCAGGAGAAGUAGGGUAUGGUGCGAGUUUUUGCGAGUGGUUUGCAGAGGAAGGGAGACGUGUGCAGGGCAACAUAGUCUGCAGCCCGUUUCCGACUAAACGAAUAAUGACCUUGAAACAGCCUAUCGGAGUCUGUGGCAUGAUAACUCCAUGGAAUUUUCCAAAUGCUAUGAUAACAAGAAAAGCAUGUGCACUUUAUGCAGACAAUGAUCUAGCUUUGUUUGAGAAAGCAGGUAUACCCAAAGGCGUAUUUAAUGUUAUAACAUGUGAUAGAGGUAACGCCCCAGCAGUUGGUAAAGUUUUAUGUGAGAGCCCUCUAGUGUCACUUAUCUCUUUUACCGGAUCUUCUGGAGUUGGAAAGAUAUUACUUCAACAAAGUGCGAAUACAGUAAAGAAGUGUAGUAUGGAACUAGGAGGAAAUGCUCCAUUUAUUGUAUUUGAUAGUGCUAAUGUAGAGAAUGCAGUGGCUGGUGCCAUGGCUUCAAAAUUCAGGUGUUCUGGGCAGACGUGUGUAAGUGCUAAUAGAUUUCUAGUACAGGAGGGUGUGUAUGAUGCCUUUGUGAAGAAGUUGGGUGAGACGAUGGAUAAACAAUUGAAAGUGGGUGCUGGUUUGGCUACUGGCACAACACAGGGUCCUCUUAUCAACUCCAGGGCCGUUGAUAAGGUGGAAACAUUUGUUCAAGAUGCUGUAAAACAAGGAGCAAAGGUUGUUUGUGGUGGUGAGAGAAGUUCUCUUGGACAAACAUUUUAUGAACCAACAUUGUUACAAGAUGUCACACCGGACAUGCUGUGUGCGAGAGAGGAAAUAUUCGGCCCUGUAGCAGGUGUUCAGAAAUUUAAAACAGAAGAGGAAGCACUCAUCUUAGCCAAUGGGACGUCUGCUGGUCUGGCAGGUUAUGUUUACACUAAUGACCCUGCCCAACAAUGGCGGAUAGCGGAGGCUCUGGAAUAUGGAAUCGUAGGUGUAAAUGAAGGACUAUUUUCAACCCCAGAGGCCCCGUUUGGCGGUUACAAAGAGUCAGGACUUGGGAGAGAAGGUGGGAUAGGGUUUGGAAUAGAGGAGUACCUGGAAGUUAAAUAUGUUUGCAUGGGGGGAAUGUCAUGAGAUGCUAGACUUUUAUCAAAUUAAAUAAUUAUCACUAAAAGGAUGUUAAUAAUGUGGGAUUUGUACGGUUUGUAAAAUUUGGCGCAAUAACUCGGCGGAUUUCUUUAUAUGUAUUGAAUGUCGUGCUAUUUUUAGAAAUUUUGCUGCAUUGUGUCAAGUAUUUACCAUUCUUGAUCAGCAUGUAUGGACCGCCUCUAUGUGCAUAUGUAAAUCAUAAAGUUUAUGGGACCUAACAGGAGUAUUUGUUUUGUGUAGAUGUAUCAAAGAAGACUUUUGUCUAGAAAAGCUGAAAAUGCAAGCCAAUGGAGAGUAUUAUUAAACAGUAUCAUAUAACUGAAGCUUACAUAAAUAUGUUCCUUCAUUAAGUGUUGGCGUGCCUUUAAAUAUAAUAUUAUGGAUGAUGUCGUGUACAACAAAAAAGUAUAGCGACUAUUAGAGGGUGAACUUUAAUCUGUAUUGUACCCCUUAAAAUUAUUAACCUCUUAGUAUGUACACCGGACAAGACAUUUUUCUAGAUAAUUGUGUUCAAUUAAAGUUAAUUACAAACAGUGCUUUGUACAUCAAAUUAAAUCUGUUUAUUUGCAUCUUUUUUUCUUUCCUUAUUCUUUGAACUCUAGUAACUGCAUAAUUAUAUAGUCCAAUACUGUAGUUCUGAGAGAAUUUCUUCUUUUCAUACAUCGUGUGCCAUCUUUUAUGUAUGUUAGCUUUUUCUGUUAUAGGCCAUUUUUCUUUUCUGCUUUGAUAUAACAUAAUGUUUAUAGUAUGCUAUCUGUUGUUUACUAAAUUAUUAUGAAUUCCAUGAAUUUUUAUUAGAUUUUAGGGUGAAGGUAUUUUUUUUAAAGAUUUUUCCCCCUGUUACAUAAUUAUUAAAGAUUUAUACAGAAUAAAAGAUAUGAAAUAUUUAAAA
This is a messenger RNA of Ruditapes philippinarum (Manila clam), 2428 nucleotides long. Its product is annotated as succinate-semialdehyde dehydrogenase, mitochondrial-like. Gene Ontology annotation, molecular function: succinate-semialdehyde dehydrogenase (NAD+) activity. The transcript is spliced from 13 exons. The coding region runs from base 16 to 1521 and encodes 501 amino acids. The record is from RefSeq and is a predicted model, not a curated record. NCBI's taxonomy places the organism in Eukaryota, Metazoa, Mollusca, Bivalvia, Venerida, Veneridae.